UAACCCAAGUCGUCGUCUUUGAACAACUCUUCAAACCCCACCGUUAAUGGCGGCCAUUUCCACCUUCUCUAUCGAAUUUCAUUUAUCUUAAUUGCAUCGAUCUGUUCGAUUCCUGAAUCUGUCUGCAAUCAGAGAUAUGAACGGCGCCCUCCAAUCAAUUCUAGCAGCCCUCGCCAGUUUCUUACUAGUUACCUUAAUCUUCGCCACGAUCUUGUACUUCUGCCGGAGAGGCGAUAAGCGCCGCGGCGGCGACCGGUCGGAGCUGCCGGCGUGGGCCCGGAGGAGCUCAGCUCCGCCGAAGCCAAACCCCGCCGCCGAUUCUAGAAUCUCUUCCGCCUCCGUCGGCGAAAGCGCAACCUUCGACCGGACUUUAGAGCACGUGUCGAUGAAGGAGCUCGUCGAAGUGACACGUGGCUUCUCAUCGGACCUGAUAAUCGGCGACGGGAGCUUCGGGCUCGUGUACAAGGCCCGACUGAACUCGGGCCCUGUAGUCGCUCUCAAGAAACUCUCCGCCGACGCCUUUCAGGGCCUGCGCGAGUUCCGGGCCGAGAUGGAAACUCUGGGCAAGAUCAAACAUCCAAACAUAGUCAAGAUCCUUGGAUACUGCGCAACGGGCAACGAUCGUGUCCUAAUCUACGAGUUCAUCGAAAAGGGUAGCCUCGACCAAUGGCUAUACGACACCUCAUCGUCGUCCCCGGAAGAUCAAGGCCAUGAUUCGGGCGAAUUAAGGUUGCCCCUGUCAUGGCAAAGUCGAACAAAGAUCAUCAAAGGAGUGGCUCUUGGACUAGCCUAUAUGCACAAUUUGGACAUCCCAAUAAUCCACAGAGACAUCAAGGCCAGCAACAUCUUGUUAGACACAAGUUUUGAGGCCCAUAUUGCGGAUUUCGGAUUGGCACGUCAGAUCGAGGGAUCGCACUCCCACGUGUCGACGCAGGUCGCCGGAACGAUGGGUUACAUGCCGCCGGAGUAUCUCCACGGCGCGGCGGGAGCGACGGUGAUGGGUGACGUGUACAGCUUCGGAGUGUUGAUGUUAGAAAUCGUUAGCGGGAGGCGCCCGAGUUUGCCGUUCCUUGGCGAGGACGGGAAAGAAGUGAGGCUUAUGGAUUGGAUACGAACAAUGGUCGAGCAAAAUCGAUAUAUGGAAAUCUUGGACAUCGCCAUUUGUAGGGAUGAUCUUAAGGAAAAUAUAGUUGUCGAUGUUUUGAAGAUGGGAUUGAAAUGUGCCGACGAGAGGCAUAAAGUGAGGCCUAAUAUGAUGGAGAUUGUUGGGGAGUUGGAUAAGAUUUUGCCUCAAGAUUCUGCUGUGGUUGAAAUAAUAUGAUUCCGAAUGUGUCCAUAGGUUCGAGUACAAUGUAAAUAGCCCAUAAAUUGUCAAGUUCCGAAGUAUCCGUUUGCUGGUUGCGCGCGUUCUGAACAUGGGUUUUAUUGCAUAUUACAUUGCAUCGACACAAGUAAUCUAUGGGACAUGUCUUGUUUUA
Andrographis paniculata is the source of this 1478-nucleotide messenger RNA. RefSeq names its product leucine-rich repeat receptor protein kinase EMS1. The coding region runs from base 137 to 1321 and encodes 394 amino acids. Lineage: Eukaryota; Viridiplantae; Streptophyta; Magnoliopsida; Lamiales; Acanthaceae. The transcript has a single exon. Gene Ontology annotation, molecular function: protein kinase activity; ATP binding. Gene Ontology annotation, biological process: protein phosphorylation. The record is from RefSeq and is a predicted model, not a curated record.